AUGUCUGAAGACGGCAACAACACCUGGGAGUGUUCAGUGUGCACCUACCACAACAGCGCCGAGGCCUUCAAGUGUCUGAUGUGUGACGUGCGCAAGGGCACCUCCACUCGCAAGCCCCGCAUCAAUCCGGAGAUGGUGGCCAAACAGGUGGCUCGCCAGCAGGAGCAGAUCAAGCAGCAGGCCCUCAAGUCGGUGGUCAAGGGCGGAAAGCCGGAAGGCGGCGGUAAGGUGGGCCGAAGAAGUGGCAGCAACACCAGUGGCCUGGGCGAGGACACCAACAGCAACAGCAGCGUGGCCACUGACGCGAGCAGCAUCAGUGGGCGAAGCAGUCCAGCGUCCACCAGUGACCAGCAGCACAACAAUCGAGCACUGAAUGGAUCCACUUGCUCAAACUCUAACGCCAGUACCGAUUUGCCCAGCACUGCCGCUACUCACCACGGUACAUCUUUUUUAAAUAAAAUCAAUUCUCUUAGCAGCACUGCCAGCAGCUCUAAAUCGCCUGCCGCCUCUGCGUCCUCUUCUCGCAGUCAUUCAGUCAGCAUGAACAGCAGCGAUGCACAGUGGGAGGAUGAGGUGGACGAGAACAAGCAGACGGUGCGGGCCACUGUCAGCAAGAAGGCUCGCAAAAAGACGCCUCAGGUGACGCCGGUGAAGCCACGUCUAAAGAACGUAGAUCGUGAUAAUGUCAAGGUGGAGGAGGUGACGGUGAACAACCUCACCGUCCUCAUCACCGAGUUCACGGUGAAGCGAAAGCUGUCUGAGAUGAGCGAAAAUCAGCUCGCCAGCCCAUCGGAGUCGCCCCCAAAAAGGGCACACAAAGCCGAUCAUCAUCAACAGUCAGCUGUAAAAAUUUCGAGCAGCAGCUCGGACAAAGACG
Rhagoletis zephyria (snowberry fruit fly) is the source of this 877-nucleotide messenger RNA. Lineage: Eukaryota; Metazoa; Arthropoda; Insecta; Diptera; Tephritidae. The record is from RefSeq and is a predicted model, not a curated record.